UAUAUAAUUGUCCAUUGUUUUCAAUAGGAGCUGAACGGGCCCUUCGUAUACAUAAUAUGGGGCCCUGGGUGGGCUGUAGCCCGGCUAAAAAGUCCCUAUUUAGAUCCGCCCCUGCUUUUCAAAAUAUUUAUUUUGUAUAUAGUAUUUUGGGUACAUAGAUAGGUAUUUCUUAGUAUUCGAUUACCUAUGUCACCGCUACCUAGGUAUCUCCAAAACAUCACUUUAACUAUGAUUGAUUCUCUCGUCACUGUUGAGCCUCUUCCAAAUCGGAUUCUGGCAGUGCCUGGUUGAGUACGCCACUGGUUGGCACUUGAUGACCUCUCCAUAGAUCCAUUCUCCAAGCCACACACAAGCUGAAAAUCAUCAACAAAUUUAAUAGCAACAUCAGCUGUGUAGUAAUCUUGGUGUUGGUCGACAAAAACCUCACAAUUGAAAGCCUCUUGAAAUGAGUCGUAUGUUUUUCUUGGUGUUACUGGUGUUAGUUGUAACAACAUUGCUACACACUUCAGGCAAAUCGACCGAGUGCGAUUCCUUUGAUGACGUGAAUGUUCAAGUGGUCGAAAUGGAUGGACGCCAGUCCAAUGAGACGGUGAAUGGCUGCCUGGAACGCAAGCGAUUCCACGAGAAGACAGUGACCGCCGUCUUCAUCAUACACCAGAAGAUCCCGAGGCUGGGCAAGGACUCGGUGAGGCAUCUGGUGAGGCUGGAGACGAUCUCGUUCUGGGGCUGUGAACUGGACUCGAUCGAGCCACGAGCGUUCAGGAACCUGCCCAGGCUGAAGAAUGUGCAGAUUUCAUAUUGCGACCUCAAGGAGAUACCAAAAGGCGUAUUCAACUUGAUCCCGAGCAUGGAACUUCUCCGGAUCCACAACAACAAGAUCGACUUUAUCGAGAACCAGGCCUUCGCUAACCUUUCCUCCCUAAAAAAGGUCUUCGGCAGCGACAACGCCCUGGAAUAUUGGCACAGGGAAUGGUUCGACGACUCCCCCAAUCUGGAAAUCAUGGAUUUCCAGAAUAACAAAAUCCGCACCAUCCCAAGAAAAGCCUUCGCGGCGCUGCAGAAGCUCAAGCAGAUCUACUUCGACUACAACGAGAUAGCCACCAUCCAAUCAGAAGCCUUCGUAGGUCUGAAAAACCUGGAGUACUUGGGCCUGAGAAACAAUAGACUGAAGGCUAUCGAAGAGCACAUCUUUCCCACUGGUCUCAAGAUCAGGUCACUGCUGAUCAGCGCCAACUAUCUCAACUAUCUAUCCAACGAGGUGCUGAAGAAGAUAUCAGUCUCUGACAUCGUCCUGGAGUAUAAUCCUUGGAAGUGUCCAUGCUUGGACAGAAUACACUACUGGAUUUAUACGAACAAUGGUACCCUGAGAACCACGGAACAGUGUAAAUCGAGUUAUGUUCCGAUUUGCGCUUACCCCAAAAGUUUUUCACAAACCUGUUUGGAAUACGUUGAUGAAGAGUUGACCCAGAGAUAUAUAGGCAUGUUGAGGAAUCUUUCUGCGCACUUGGAUGAUUAUUGCGCUAGACUGGACUAGAAACAUUCGAUUAAUUACAAUAAAAGUGUAUAUAUUGUGAUAUUAUAUGUGUAUAAUAUAGGCAUUGACUAUCUAAAUUGUGUAAAUUCAUGGAAUAGACUAACAUUAUAGUCUGGAGACAUAGAAGAUUCUUUUCGUAAUCUUAAAA
This is a messenger RNA of Phaedon cochleariae (mustard beetle), 1682 nucleotides long. Lineage: Eukaryota; Metazoa; Arthropoda; Insecta; Coleoptera; Chrysomelidae. The record is from the annotation of a GenBank genome assembly.